This is a messenger RNA of Microdochium trichocladiopsis, 1035 nucleotides long. RefSeq lists its product as uncharacterized. Lineage: Eukaryota; Fungi; Ascomycota; Sordariomycetes; Xylariales; Microdochiaceae. The coding region runs from base 1 to 1035 and encodes 344 amino acids. The record is from RefSeq and is a predicted model, not a curated record. The transcript has 2 exons.
AUGCAAGCCGACAGUCACAUGGUGAUUGACAUGCUGCCGGCCGUCGUGCAGACUCGCCUGCCGGCCCUGCGAGCCCUGCAGAAGUCUAUAAGCCGCGUUGUGCCGGUGCCCAGGCUCCCCAGAUCGUGGCCCAGCUCGGCAAGAUCCUCUCCGCCCUCAAGUCCGCCUCUCGACGCUGUGGCUACUGGUGAGGAUGCUGCUGGGCUAGAUCUUGGUCUGCCUUCAUCGUCAUCCUCCUCCUCCUCCUCGUCAGUGUCUUCCAUAGACACAGUCACAGUAAACAGCUACAGGAUGGACGCUACCGUCCGCCAACGAUCCGGGCCAAUGGUCCACCAGCGAACGCCGAGCGGCUUUCUCAUGACACCGCUCACGCCCCCGAUACAGAUGGACGAGUCCGGGGUCAAGUGGCAGUAUGCACAGCAAGGCAAUAUGCUUCAUGCCCUAGGGGCACAGCAAGGCGGCAACGACUCGGCAUUCAUCCGCAAGUCGUAUAUUGAUGGCGUCUCCUACCUGCUCAAGGCACUGCCCAACAACCUCGACGAACAUGAGCUGGCAACUAUCGAGCAGUCGCUGCCGACGCAAUGUCUCAGCCGGGGCAAUAAUGCGGUCCCCGACAGCAGCGUCCAGUUAUACCAGCAGCAGCGACAACAAUACCAACAGCAGACAGAGCAAAGCCAGCUAGAAGUGCUCUUCCGCCGCGCGAUCCGCAAGGCAGCCCUCCAGUUCGUGCUGCUGGUGUAUCUUCUCGCAAAGCUUACGACGGUCCUCGUCCGCCUGGCCGCGCACUACGAGGCCAAGUACAACAUCUCGCACCAGGUCCUCACACACGGGGUCGCGGUCGCGAAUGCCGUAGGCCACUGUGGCAUGGCCCUCGCUGACAAGGUCGCCCCGGCCGGCGACGGGCGACUUGGACAGGCCUUAGCAAAGGCAGGAGGUUGGGCGCUGGACAUUGUGUCAGGUGCGAUACAGGAAGGGUUGAGCGAGGGCAUCGAGGUUAUCAGCCGUCGGCCACAGCCGAGUCCGAGACUCGGGUGA